This is a messenger RNA of Oryza sativa Japonica Group (Japanese rice), 1784 nucleotides long. The record is from RefSeq and is a predicted model, not a curated record. NCBI's taxonomy places the organism in Eukaryota, Viridiplantae, Streptophyta, Magnoliopsida, Poales, Poaceae.
ACGUACUAUGCUAGACUAGACAACACCCAAAGGCAAAGAGAGGGAGGGAAUCAUCUGCUCACACCAACCGAACUCGCAACCUAAACACCUCCCUCUUCGAUUCACUUCAUCUUCCUCUUCUCUUCUCGUCUCUUGUAGUAGUAUAUAUUUAUAAAGCCCCCAAACAAAAGAGAAGACAACUGAAUUAGUUCGAUCGAUGCAGGCAGGCAGGCCUUCUAGUUCUACAAAGAUGCCUCUAAUGGAUCGUUUUCCUUUCCUAUCGAUGGCUUGAUUGAUACAAAGCCGGUUUUUUCACUCCUCGGGCGUGCGUUUCUUGACACCGGCCGGAUUGAUCUAUCAUCCAUCCAUCGAGUCGAGUCGAGAUCGAUCUUGAUCUCGAUCUCGAUCGAUGGAGGAAGCCAAGAUGGGAGACGUUGCCACCAUCCGAGCCGUUCUGGCGAUCCUCCAAUGGUGGGGCUUCAACGUCACCGUCAUCAUCAUGAACAAAUGGAUCUUCCAGAAAUUGGAGUUCAAGUUCCCUCUUACUGUCUCGUGUGUCCACUUUAUAUGCUCUUCGAUUGGAGCUUACAUCGCAAUCAAAAUUCUCAAGAUGAAACCACUGAUUGAAGUUGCCCCAGAGGAUCGGUGGAGAAGAAUAUUCCCAAUGUCAUUUGUGUUCUGCAUAAACAUUGUACUGGGAAAUGUCAGCCUGAGAUAUAUUCCAGUCUCCUUCAUGCAGACCAUAAAAUCUUUCACCCCUGCAACGACAGUUAUUCUGCAGUGGUUGGUCUGGAGGAAGUAUUUCGAGUGGCGCAUAUGGGCUUCUCUGGUACCAAUAGUGGGAGGAAUCAUGUUAACAUCAAUAACUGAGCUUAGUUUCAACAUGUUUGGUUUUUGUGCUGCUAUGGUUGGUUGCCUGGCAACAUCUACCAAGACCAUCCUUGCAGAGUCUCUACUCCAUGGAUACAAAUUUGAUAGCAUUAACACUGUGUACUACAUGGCGCCAUUUGCAACCAUGAUACUGUCAGUACCAGCGAUUGUGCUGGAAGGGAGUGGCGUCAUCAAUUGGCUCUACACGUAUGAUUCCAUCGUCCCUGCACUGAUCAUCAUCACCACCUCCGGAGUACUCGCAUUUUGCCUCAACUUCUCCAUCUUCUACGUCAUCCAUUCCACAACGGCUGUCACCUUUAACGUAGCCGGCAACCUGAAAGUUGCUGUGGCUGUGUUGGUGUCGUGGAUGAUCUUCCGGAACCCGAUCUCCGCGAUGAACGCUGUCGGGUGCGCAAUCACGCUCGUCGGCUGCACCUUCUAUGGCUAUGUGAGGCAUCUCAUCUCGCAGCAGAGCGUUAAUUCGAGCCCACGCACGCCGAGGAGCCGGAUGGAGAUGCUUCCCCUCGUAGGAGACAAGCAAGAGAAGAUUUAAUUGGCCACCAAAUUAAAACAAGUUGAUACUCAAAAGAGGAGGGAAUUGUUGGUGCAUGAUCAAUAGGAAUAAAGGAGCAUCAUCUAACAGCUUUCAGGAUUAAUCCUGAGGCACUUUUGUCAUAGAAAAUUAUUCAGAGUUUUCAGUUGAGUUGUUCGUAUAGAGCUAAUAGAACUUCCUUCUUGUCAUCUGAACAUGCUGGGGUGCUCCUCAGCUGUAUCUCUCUCUCUCUCUCUCUUUCUAUUCUUUUCUUCCUUUUUCUCACAGGAUUAAAAGAUUUUUGUUUGCUCGUAACUAUGCUACUAUUGCUACACAUUUGAUCACACAGCAUUGUUCAGUUGACUAUAGAUAUUAUUAUUAUGUUAUUGCUCCAUCCAAACUA